Molecule: messenger RNA, 3622 nt
Organism: Alosa alosa (allis shad)
Lineage: Eukaryota; Metazoa; Chordata; Actinopteri; Clupeiformes; Clupeidae
Gene: sec16b
Product: SEC16 homolog B, endoplasmic reticulum export factor
Exons: 26
Coding region: 341-3241 (966 amino acids)
Biological process (GO): COPII vesicle coat assembly; Golgi organization; autophagy
Cellular component (GO): ER to Golgi transport vesicle membrane; endoplasmic reticulum exit site
Source: RefSeq, a predicted model, not a curated record
AACUUGUCUGUACUCUACAGGUUGCAGCCUCGCAGAAAGAGACCCACAUUCCCUCUUCAACAUGGAGAACACUAAAGACCGCCUUAAAAGUUUUUCCUUUUUUUGCAGAGAAUAUUAUGGCUCGGUAUGACGAGCAAGUCGGUGUAGUUCCGCACAACGUGGCAUCCCUUUUCACUUUCCAAAAAUGGGAAUGAGUGCAAAUGAAAAACACAACGCGGUGUCAACUUUAAAUUAGGAAUGUGUAUAUGCACUUUGACUGCAACAAGGAGCGACUUGAUUCAAGCCACCAGUGACCGCCUCAGUGACUAUUGCCACCAGACUUGGUGCUGCUGAUCUGACCAUGGCUUCUAGAGGUGACAGCUGGCAGCACCAGGACAGAGAGACGCACCAGCAGCAUCAUCGCCCCAGAGACGACUACCCCAGACCCUCUCACCCCACAGGGCCAGGACCUUACCCUCAUAUGGACCCCAGAGAGAGAGAGCGACCGUGGUCUGCUGUGGACCCCAGAUACGCUCACUAUCCAGCCAGGCCAGAUGUGACCCAUGGCAGUGCCCCAUAUUACAGGCCAGGAUACGGUCAUCCACACUCUCGACCCUUUUCCAGGCAGGGAUAUGACUACUCAUACUGGGAAUACAGAGACCCCUAUGCGUACUAUGACCACCAUCACAGAGGCCAACAUUAUCAACAUCCAGAUGCCGGUGGAUGGUCAUCUCAUGACCAGUGGAGGACAAACCCUCCUCCUGACAAAAGCCAUGGCCAGGACUGGGGUGGACUGCCAUACCAAGAAUGCCACAGCUAUGACCAAAGAGGGGAGAGUUCACAGUACGACUACAGCCAAUCAGAGGGUCACUACAGGAGGAAGAGUGAGGAGUGUGAGCCAGGUGUGCUGGCCAGCUCCAAGGCCUCAGGUCUGUCCUCCAGCAGUACUGAGCUCAGCCAGUAUAUCAAUGGGGCAGAGGAGAGCGAUCCCAUCCCACAGUCCUAUUUAGAGCCAGAGAUUGUGCCCCAGCUGACUGCUCCGCUGAAGUAUACUCUCCCUCAUGCACUGGUCAGCUUUGGUCCGGCUGGACAGCUGAUCCGGGUCAGCUCUGCUAUCGCCUCAGAUGGCGAACGGGCCCUGGUGGAAUUUCAUAGCCUGGAGGUCAUCCUUGGAGAGUCUCAGGAACAAAAGGACCUGCGAGCCUUCCCUGGACCUCUGGCCAGGCCAGACCUGCACAAGGUGGAUGUCAUCACCUUUGCUCUGCAGAGGGCAGAGGCCUGUCUGAAGGAUGACACACUGCAAGAUGCUCCCUCUGCUGCCCUCUUGUGGAACCUGCUGGUACUGCUCUGCAGACAGAAUGGGAGAAUCGUGGGGUCUGACAUCGCAGAGCUCUUGACGCGAGGCACCAUCUCCCUGGGUGCCUGUGAGGGGUCUGAUGGGCAGGGCAACGAGGCCAGCCUCAUCGACCUGACCGACAGGCCCCCACCAGAGGAAGAGCCCCUGGACACAGCGGACCUGCUGACGGGGAACCCCACGGCUUGCCCUGCUGACUCCACAGAGGAGGCUCUGAGGAGCUACACACAGCUGCUGCUCUCCGGGAGGAAGAAGGAGGCUCUAGAGUCGGCCAUGAAGAGUGGCCUGUGGGGGCAUGCCUUGUUCCUGGCCAGUAAGAUGGACAAAAGAGCAUACACCACCGUCCUAAACAGAUUUACAGGCUGUCUAUCGCCCAGUGACCCUCUUCAAACCCUCUUCCAGCUGCUGUCCAAGAGAAUCCCGACCGUUGCCACGUGCUGCGGGAGUGACAGGUGGGGCGACUGGAAGCCCCAUUUGUCCGUCAUGCUGUCCAACGAAAGUGAGGAUUGCGAUACUCACCGCAGGGCUAUCAUUACCAUGGGAGACACGCUAGCCUCUAGGGGGCAGCUGCAUGCUGCUCAUAUCUGCUACCUCACAGCACGUACUCCCUUUGGUGUGUACACAAACAAAGCUGAACGCCUGGUGCUUCUUGGCAGUAGUCACAGUCUUCCCUUUCUGAAGUUCAUUCAGAGCUCAGCGAUGCAGUGCACAGAGGUGUUUGAGUACAGCCAGAGGCUCGGAAACCCUGCUCAGGUUGACCCACCUUUUCAGGUGUAUAAGUUCCUGUAUGCUUGUCGUCUGAUGGACUGCGGCCUUGCCUCUCAAGCCUACCACUACUGUGAGGUGGUUGGGAAAACUCUGCUCACACUGCAGGAACCCCCCACGGUGCUACUGAAAGAACUGAUAAAGCUGACCGACAGGCUAAAGCACGCUGAGGCCUCUCUGGCUGACACAGGAGCAAACGGGGACUUGGAGGAUCCUGAUUGGCUGAUCCAGCUGCGUGCCAGAGAGAUCGGAGCUCAGAUGAAGCACUGGGUUUGUAAUGAUCCAUACCAGCCAGCUGGAGUGGAGAAUGCUGUGGAUCCUGAAGAGAACAGAGUUGGCUCAGGUGUGCACUCUGACAAUCAGCAUUAUGGCGAAGGGGCGUGGGCACUCACUGCUGCUGCCACUGCCACUGCCACUGGCCUGCCAGACUCCCUCCCCGAUGGGGCCCAGGGGGGCUGGAUCCCACAAGUGGACGGCUCUCCUCCAAGCACAGGUCAGCUGAUGCAGGAGUCCCCACUGCUCACAGGCUACGGGCAGAUGAUGGUACCCUCACUCACGGAACCCAGAAAACAGGCGGAGUCUGUGGCCAAGCCUAUCCCACACUGUGCUGCUCAUCACCAGGGUCCAAGUCUCCUCCCCAUCCUGCCCAGCUCCUAUUAUCCCCCUCCAGGAGAGGCUCUGCAUCCAUCCCCCUGCUCUCCUCCAGCAGAGCCCCAAGGUCUAGGCUUCUCUUCCGGACCAGCAAUGGUGCCUCUCUACACGAAUGAUGCGACCCCGGGGGGCGGUGAUUUGGCCGAGCCGACCCAGUUUCCAAUCCUGCCAGAGCCCAAAACCAAGGACACAGCAAGCAUCCAACCAGGCAAAAGCACUAAGGCGGGCUGGUUCAGUGGAUGGUUCCGGAGCAAGGCGAAGGACACGAAGAGCGAAGAGAGUGAUGUCGCCCCCCCUUCUGCCCCACAGGAGCCAACGAGCAGUCCCAUUUUUUCGUCGGGGCCACUUCAAACAUCAGUGGAAUCCUCUAGAACAUUAAACGCUCCCCCUUUGUCCACAGGUGUCAACCCUUUCUCCAGACAAGCUGCUGUAGGUCAGGCUCCGGGUGUAUUCAUGACACCGAAGCACGGGUCUAUGCCACAGAGUGCUUAGCAUAGGACAGGCCCAAAGGAUUCUUCAGGAUGAGGAUAACCCCACGGAUAGGUCAGCAGCAAGUAAAAGAGCAUUCCAGACGUGGACAUCAAUAUUUGAUCAAGCCAAAACAAUGGAAUUGUGGGACAGCACCAUGUGGCAAUUGGCAUACAAUUCCUUUUUUGGAUACUAGUUUUGUGUUUUCCAGCCUUUGGAGGUUACAUGCUGCUGGGCAUAGGAGCACGCAGGUCAAAGUUGAAGGGUGGACGAGGGGGAGGAAGAUCGGCUUUUAAGGGCCUGGCACCAUGAGGAAGCUCAACAGCUGAAGCCUUGUGGUUUUGUGCUGAGGGCUGGGAAAGGACUGCUUGGAUGCCAGAGAGAGCGAGAGACUGUGGGGUUGAG